This is a messenger RNA of Zingiber officinale, 1221 nucleotides long. RefSeq names its product xyloglucan endotransglucosylase/hydrolase protein 31-like. Gene Ontology annotation, cellular component: apoplast; cell wall. Gene Ontology annotation, biological process: glucan metabolic process. Lineage: Eukaryota; Viridiplantae; Streptophyta; Magnoliopsida; Zingiberales; Zingiberaceae. Bases 16 to 1062 code for a protein of 348 amino acids. The record is from RefSeq and is a predicted model, not a curated record. Gene Ontology annotation, molecular function: xyloglucan:xyloglucosyl transferase activity; hydrolase activity, hydrolyzing O-glycosyl compounds. The transcript is spliced from 4 exons.
GCACCGAUUGGUUUGAUGGCCAUUCAACACGAACCACAUCAGUUCUACUCUGUUUCUUCCUCUGUUUACCAAAACUGGGGUUCAACCGCUUCGGCUGUUACAAUCUAUAUAAACCCUGUGCAACCUCCCGUCCUCCCCCAUCCUAAGCCAUUGACCUCGCCCUUCAGACUAAUGGCACCUUUUCUCAUCCCCUUGCUUUUGCUCGUCCUCCAGAAUCUCAUCUUCAUCAAUUCCCAACCAUCUCCUGGGUACUCCCCCAGUUCCUCACUGAGCCCAAUUAAGUUCGGAGAAGGUUACACUAACCUCUGGGGACCCGAGCACCAAACCAUUUCUCCAGAUCAGUACUCAACCACCAUUUGGCUCGACAGCAACUCAGGAAGUGGAUUCAAGUCGAUCAAUUCUUACAGAAAUGGCUACUUCGGGGCCUCCGUCAAACUCCAAAGUGGCUACACUGCCGGCACUAACACAGCAUUCUAUCUUUCCAAUGAUCAAGCGUACCCUGGAUUCCAUGACGAAGUGGACAUCGAAUUCCUGGGGAACAUAGAAGGGCAGCCGUACGUGCUGCAGACGAAUGUGUACGUGAGAGGCAGUGGCGACGGCGGCGACGGUCAGAUCGUUGGCCGGGAGAUGAGGUUCCACCUUUGGUUCGACCCGACGGCCGACUUCCACCACUAUGCGAUUCUUUGGAAUCCAGAUGAGGUCAUAUUUUUUGUCGACGACGUGCCGAUACGAAGAUAUGCUCGAAAGAUGGAGGCGAUAUUCCCCGAACGGCAAAUGUGGGUGUAUGGCUCCAUAUGGGACGCAUCAAAUUGGGCCACUGAUAAUGGAAGAUACAGAACAGACUACAGGUAUCAACCUUUUGUGGGGAGAUACACAAAUUUUAAGAUAGGAGGGUGCACAGAUUCUGCAUCGUCGAGCUGCCAGUUGGUGUCCUCGUCGCCGUCUGGAAACGGGCUUAGCUCGGAGCAAUACGCAGCUAUGGAGUGGGUUCAGAAGAACUAUAUGGUCUACUACUAUUGUCAAGAUUACACGAGAGACCAUUCUCUCACACCUGAGUGUUGAAAUUAAGAGCAUAGUUAAAUUAUGAGUAGCUAGCGUUGUUUUAGUGUUACUUAAUUAUAAUUAUGAUGGACCGCCCUUCUACCGUAAUGUGUUUGUAGUGGAGGCGACUCUAAUGUAAGAGUGUGCUCAUAAUUAAUCAAUAUUGUAUACAUUUAUUGA